AAACAACACAACAAGAGUUUUCUCGAUCGUGAUUCGUGAUCAUUUUGAAACUUGACCGCUCCCAGCCGGAAAUGGUUCGAAUCCACGUGAAGCACGGCGAGGGCUCCGAACAGAAGGAGUUCCUCUACGACUGCGCAAGCACUUCGCCAAUUGACGAGAUUGCCCCCGAAAUCUCCCGAAUUUCCAAUCUCCAAACCAAGAUCGACCGCCUGAUUCUCGAGCUCGAACCUCGUCUGGACCUCCUCCAUGGCGACGCAAAAGCUGCUUCUCUCCUCAGAGCUCUAUCCGAAGCCAAAUCCUACGCUUCCAAGGACCAGGUUGUAUACAAUAAGCCUUUGUCUUACCAUGUACUGAGAAACCACAUACAAGCUUUGGAGAGAGAGCUCAAAGCGGUUUCUGAGUUUCAGGAACUAUUGGGAGGCAUUGAAUUUGGCGGGGAGGAUUCGAGUCGGCUUUGUUGGGCCGGGAAAGUGCUUGAUGGGAGUAAACGGUUGUGUGAUUAUAUUGGAAGCAAUGAGAAAACUAAGAUUGUUAUCAAGCUGCAGUCAACUGACUCGUGUCCUGCAUAAUAGCGGAAAUGGCAAGAUCCGUCAGGAUGAACGCAACUGCCUAUCAAGAUGGAUGCCGAGAAAUCAAAGCACUUGAUUUUUGAACAAGUUACAGGUCUGCAGUGCAUUUAAAUUCUUCCUCAUCUGGUUUGUGUGUUAUUAUGUUUUGGUUAUCAGUCGGAUGUGCAUCCCAAAUAAAAUGAUAAGAGAUGUUGAGUUAGUAAGCUGCAAUGGUCAUACAUGGCAGGCUUAGUUUACCUCUUUUUUUAGUACAGUUUGUUGCUAUAUGGAGAUUUUGAUUUAUUUAGCGGUUUAAAAAAGAUAAAUGAAGAGUAGGAAUUGUCUUUA
Molecule: messenger RNA, 896 nt
Organism: Malus domestica (apple)
Lineage: Eukaryota; Viridiplantae; Streptophyta; Magnoliopsida; Rosales; Rosaceae
Biological process (GO): regulation of cilium movement
Source: RefSeq, a predicted model, not a curated record